This is a messenger RNA of Drosophila busckii, 3029 nucleotides long. RefSeq names its product RNA exonuclease 1 homolog. Gene Ontology annotation, molecular function: nucleic acid binding; exonuclease activity. The coding region runs from base 34 to 2838 and encodes 934 amino acids. Gene Ontology annotation, cellular component: nucleus. The record is from RefSeq and is a predicted model, not a curated record. The transcript has 5 exons. NCBI's taxonomy places the organism in Eukaryota, Metazoa, Arthropoda, Insecta, Diptera, Drosophilidae.
CCAAUUGAUUAGUUGCUGGUGCAAGUGACCGACAUGUUGCCCUCAACAGGUCUGUUCAAGAGUUUCGCUUGUCCGUACUUCGAGAGUGCCGGCAAUGGCGAAGCAUCACAAACUUGCAAACGUCCUUUUUGCCAUUUUAUGCAUUUACGCAGAGACGAUGAAGAAGUUUCGAAUAUACCAGAGUACAAGCCUGCGUCGGCGCCAAAGUUGCUGUCCUUGCCAUUGCCUGAAAUAACACUCUGUGCGCCUAAAAAGAAGCCCAACCUUGAGUAUCACCCAGAAAAACCUGCACUAAAUGCGUCCCCGUCAAAGAAGAGUCUUAGCGAUGGCAUGGCCAAUGUGCCAAAGUAUGUGCCAUCGCAGCCAAGUACGAGCACAAACGGCGGCAGCGGUGUUUGGAUGAAUGACGAAUUUGAUGAUGAGCACAUGCAGAUUGAACCCAAGGAGGCAUCCAAUAAACCAGAUGAUAUUAAAGCCGAACAGCCGGCAUCCAGCGAACAAGAACCAAAGAGCACCACUGAAAAGAAAUCAUCCUCAGGCCACAAACGCAAACACAAAUCAAGCAACGAGCGGGACAAAAAUAAGGAACACAAGUCUUCAACGCAUAAAGAUGACAAGUCGAGCACAAAGCACAAAUCAUCCACAUCAUCUUCCAGCACCUCAUCACACAAAAAGUCGUCAAGCGGCGACAAGCAUCGCAGUGAGAAAAGUUCCAGCUCCAGCAGCAGAACUAGCCGGCAUAAGAGCAGUUCAUCAAGCUCAUCGAAAAGUCGCAAACAUGAAAGUUCCAGCGCCAAGUCCUCUGCAAGCACAUCCAAGCCAAAAAGUUCAACAGCUAGCUUAAGUUCUCCAAGUAAGGUUGAAACAGCAAAGGAAACUAUAAGCAGCAAACCCACUAACCCCGCUGAGCACGUAGAAUUAGAUUAUAAUGUUGAGGCAGCCUCUGAGGCGGAAAUUGCGCGUCAAUGCGAAAUGAUAUUUGAUGAAUUGGAGCAGGAGUUUGCGAAACAACAUAAGGAAGAUGAAGAUGUUCCAGAGAACACGCGCAAACGCAAGGCAUCCACACCUGAUAUUGAUGCCUACACUGAAGCCGCUACGGCAGCAUUACAGAAGCGUCGUGUUGCCCAUGAGAAUGCAGACAAAUGCAAGCCACAAGUGCCGGCUGUGGUCCAUAAGCCCAACCACAUACGCAACGCUAUGCAGGCAAUUUUCGAUCGCCGUGCUGAGCUGCGUCGUCAAGAGAAAAUGCGUGCUGAUGCAGAUGCUGAGCAGCUGCGACAGGCACAUGAGCGUGUGCGCAUAGCGCAAGAAGAAUUGCGCGAAGCUAGAGCCAAGACACUCACACCGCUUAUAUCACGCGCGGCGUUGACUCCGCCAGUCCGCACAGGUCGUUCCAUUACGCCAGCAGCCAAUGUCUUGGCCAUUGCGCGAGCCAAGAAAAAAAUUCAGGAGCUGCAGGCUGAAAGGAAGCCUGCAUUUACAACUGCACAGUCCUUCAAGGGUGGCAGUCGCGUAGCGCAUACACCCACCGCAGCAUUGGACAAGGUGGCACCAGCAGGUGCUGUUACGGCAGAUAAACCUCCUGUGCUGGAGCCACAAAGCUCAAAGAUUUCUUACAACAUACGCAUGCAGUAUUAUGAGAUGAUGGUAAAGCAAUGCACUGUCAUCUAUCCACAGUUGACAGACGCUUGGGAGCGUGCACAGGUCGAAGAGCUGGCAGCAUUCAAAAAAUGCAACACGCCUGCCAUUUACAAGAAUAGCUGCAUGCUGGCCAUUAACAAGCUGCGCAAGGAGGCCAUUGAGGCGGGCAAUCAGCCGAGCGCGGCCAAUAAGACAGUUUCCCACGAGAUGAUGCUGGGCGGCAAGCGUGCACUGAGCACAUCAUGGAGCGUAGAGAAAAAGUCCAAAACAAGCGCAACAACCACAGGUGAACCCUUUGAUGCACUGAGCGCUGAGAAGGCCUACGAAAUGGUUUACGAUUUGCGUUUAACUGAUGAGCAGCUGGUGGAGAAUGGCUAUCCGCGACCAGGCACAGCUCGUGGCACUGCUAUCAUACGCGCCUGUCGUCCCAAUCGUCGCCCCAAUGAAACCGAACGUUAUUGCUCGCGUUGCGGCAAGGUCUUCAAUCUAAAUAUAUAUGAAACAAAGUGCACCGACAUGUGCAACUAUCAUCCAAAGAGCACAGGUUAUCGUCGCGGCUUCUCGGAUAAUCAUCAUCGUUGCUGCCAGCAGCCCGCAGGCACGCCCGGCUGCGGCUAUGCCAACUAUCAUGUCAGUGACUAUUAUGAUCCGAACAAGCUAACCUGCUUCAUUAAAACCAUUGAGCGUGCGGAUGACUAUGUGCCCACCAAAAAGGAUAUCUAUGCGCUCGACUGCGAAAUGUGCUACACUACGCAUGGUAUUGAGCUUACGCGCGUAACUGUUGUGGACAUCAACGGACGCAGCGUGUACGAUGCGCUGGUCAAGCCUGACAACCAAAUUGUUGACUAUAACACGGUCUACUCUGGCAUUACCGAGGCAAUGUUAGAGAAGGAGACACGCACUCUGCGCGAUGUGCAGGCCGUGCUUAUGUCCAUGUUUCACGCCAAAACUGUACUGGUAGGACACAGUCUGGAGAGUGACAUGAAGGCUCUUAAGCUUAUACACGAUGUGGUGGUGGACACCUCUGUAUUGUUUCCCCAUAAAAUGGGACUACCCAAGAAGCGCGCACUCAAAACUCUUUGCAUUGAAAAUCUAAAACGCAUUAUACAAGAGAAUGAUGCUGGCCACGACAGUGCGGAGGAUGCCGAAGUUUGCAUACAGUUGAUUAAAUAUUAUCUGCGUAAUAAAAUAAGUUGAGCUGUUCUUUAAGGAACUGUAAAUGGUGCUCUGCGAUUUGCUAAUUGAAUUCUUUUUUUUGUUUUUUUUUGUUUUCAUUACAUACAUAUGUAUGUACGAAUGUAUUUGCAAAUCAUCGUCAUACCAUAUAAAUCAAAACGUAUCUCUAAUGUAAGCGCUAACAAGGCGUAAUAUUUAUCAAUUAAAAAUUA